Hylaeus volcanicus is the source of this 554-nucleotide messenger RNA. RefSeq names its product PAT complex subunit Asterix. Lineage: Eukaryota; Metazoa; Arthropoda; Insecta; Hymenoptera; Colletidae. Gene Ontology annotation, cellular component: endoplasmic reticulum membrane. The record is from RefSeq and is a predicted model, not a curated record. Gene Ontology annotation, molecular function: protein folding chaperone. The coding region runs from base 205 to 537 and encodes 110 amino acids. The transcript has 2 exons. Gene Ontology annotation, biological process: protein insertion into ER membrane.
AGCUUCGCCGAUAGAUGGCAGAUCAGUUUUGCGACACAAUUCUAACCUUAAAAUAGCAGAUCUGAAAUUUCAUAUAAACUUUUAAAUUUAUGUAUUAAUAUUAAUUAAUACUUCAUUCGAAGAAAGUAACUAAUUAGCUAUUUAGUUCUUAUUAUAACAUAAUUGUUAUUGAACAACUUUGUACUGUUUACAUUCAUUCGUAAGAUGAAUAGUUCAGUAGAUCCUAGACGUCCAGAACGAGAGGUUCGUUACAAACCCACAGCAAUGAGUAGUCAGACACAACCAGGCGAUUAUUCAACGCCAGAUUAUAUGAACAUAUUAGGAAUGAUUUUUAGCAUGUGCGGUUUAAUGAUGAGAUUGAAGUGGUGUGCAUGGGUUGCACUAUAUUGUUCUUGUAUUAGUUUUGCUAAUUCUAAAGUGAGCGACGAUACUAAGCAAAUUCUUAGUAGCUUCAUGCUGUCCAUAUCGGCAGUUGUAAUGUCAUACUUACAAAAUCCACAGCCUAUGACUCCACCAUGGGCAUCGGCAAUGCAAUAAAAGUACUUCAAAAUGUC